Molecule: messenger RNA, 3400 nt
Organism: Myripristis murdjan (pinecone soldierfish)
Lineage: Eukaryota; Metazoa; Chordata; Actinopteri; Holocentriformes; Holocentridae
Gene: hhipl1
Product: HHIP-like 1
Exons: 9
Coding region: 546-2969 (807 amino acids)
Cellular component (GO): membrane
Source: RefSeq, a predicted model, not a curated record
CUUCAUGCACAGUGACCUAACCAUAAUACAACCCUGUUUUGUUUUGUGUAGGGUAUUUUAUGGUAACUAUGAUUAAUUGGUAGUAAUUACAAUAGGUUGUUUACCAUUCAUUUUCUUACGGGAUGGGCAUUAGAAAUAUAAAAGCACUAACACUGUUGUUAACGGUUAAUAAGUUGUAUAAUUAGUGCUGUUGUGUAUGGUGAUGCUGUUGUAGCUGUAAUCAUUAAGCGAAUAAAGAAGGGCUUCAACUUGGAUUGAAUACUGACACAGCCGCGGCUCAGUGUUCCCCGUGACUGCUGAGCUCUCUCUCCCAUUUUGUGCUCGAUGCCCCGGGGCAGCAGAUGAGAGCAGCCUGUGGUCCACACACAAACACCUCUGCCCCGGUCUGACAACAGGAACAGACUCCAGGUCGACAGAGGACAGACAGACAACAGUCCACCACGUCAGAGGAGCAAAUAAAGCGGAUGGUUGGGAAUCAGAGCAAAGUGCACACAGGAAGCCGUUUCUGCACAACUUCUAUUCCAUGACUCCCAAAGCUCGCCAUAAUGCGGCAGGAUUAUGGCAAAGUCCCGGGUCGUGUGCGGGUCUCGCCGUUUGUCAGCUUCUAUUUCUUGGCUUUGUGGGUCGCACCUGUAAUGUUACACCCGCAGUGUUUGGAUUUUAAACCUCCCUUUCGACCGCAAAAGGAGUUGGAGUUUUGCGUAACCUACAAGGAGUUUGGCUGCUGUGACUUCGAGAAAGACCAAAAUCUGAUGUCAAAAUACUACCGGAUAAUGGACAAUUUUGAUUAUUACGGCUAUGCCAACUGCGCUGGAAUCGUUCAAGAGCUGCUGUGCCAGGAAUGCUCUCCCUAUGCAGCUCACCUCUUUGAUGCAGAGGACCCCAGCACCCCCGUCCGGACCAUCCCUGGCCUUUGCCCCGACUACUGCGCCCGCUUGUGGAACAAGUGCAGCUCAACCAUCCCUUUCCUGUCUGAUGACCCAUAUUUAGCCAGUGUCCAAUCAGACCAGGCCAGCCUUUGUGAGUACCUGCAGCUAGAUGACAUGGACUACUGCUAUCCACACCUCCUCAACAACCAGCAGCUCUCUCAGAGCCUGGGACGGGUUCAGACCGACACCGAUGGCUGUCUGCAGCUGUGCCUGGAAGAAGUGGCCAACGGGCUGCGGAACCCCCUCGCCAUGGUACAUGCCAAUGACGGCACGCAUCGGUUCUUUGUGGCAGAACAGGUGGGUUUGGUGUGGACCUACCUCCCUGAUCGGUCCAAGCUGGAGAGACCAUUUCUGAACAUCACCAAGGCAGUGCUGACGUCAGCUUGGGAAGGGGAUGAGAGAGGCUUCUUGGGGCUGACCUUUCACCCCAAGUACAAGUACAAUGGGAAACUGUAUGUGUAUUACUCAGUAGAGGUGGGUUUUGAUGAAAGGAUCAGGAUCAGCGAAUUCCAUGUAUCAGCCAGUGACAUGAAUGUUGUGGAUCAUGGCUCAGAGCGGGUUAUUCUGGAGAUCGAUGAACCUGCAUCUAACCACAAUGGCGGGCAGCUGCUGUUUGCAGAUGAUGGCUACUUGUACAUUUUUACAGGGGAUGGCGGAAUGGCAGGCGACCCAUUUGGAAAAUAUGGAAACGCCCAGAAUAAGUCAGCUCUAUUGGGCAAAGUCCUACGCAUUGAUGUGGAUAACAACGAGAGAGGCCCGCUGUACAGAAUCCCCCCAGACAACCCCUUCAUACACGAGCGGGAGGCAAGGCCCGAGGUUUAUGCUUAUGGUGUCCGCAAUAUGUGGAGGUGCUCAGUGGACCGAGGAGAUCCUCUGACCAAGGAGGGCAAAGGGCGAAUCUUCUGUGGGGAUGUAGGCCAGAACAAGUUUGAGGAGAUCGACAUCAUAGAGAAAGGCAGGAACUAUGGCUGGAGAGCCAAAGAGGGCUUCUCCUGCUACGAUAAGAAGCUGUGUGCAAACAGCUCACUAGAUGAUGUCCUGCCUAUUUAUGCGUACCCCCACAAGAUGGGCAAGUCAGUCACUGGUGGCUAUGUGUACCGAGGCUGUGAAUACCCCAAUCUGAAUGGCAUGUAUAUAUUUGGAGACUUCAUGAGUGGGCGUUUGAUGAGUCUGCAGCAGGACAUACAAUCAGAGCACUGGGAGUACAAUGAGAUCUGUAUGGGAAUGGGUCUGACCUGCGCUUUCCCUGGACUCAUCAACAACUACCACCAGUACAUCAUCUCCUUUGCUGAGGAUGAAGCCGGGGAACUGUAUUUCAUGUCGACUGGAAUACCUAGCGCUACGUCACCUUCAGGAGUUGUUUACAAAGUGGUGGAUCCUUCAAGACGUGCUCCUCCAAGACAGUGUCACUAUGACCCUCUUCCAGUCAGAGUGAAAAGUAACCUCAUCAAGUUUGUUCCACAGGAAACAUUAAUUGGUCUUGAGCUACCAAACAAACAUGAGGCAGAGACACAACCAACUGUGACACAUGAUUGGCUCCAAGAGCUCCUUGACCUUCUGGGAGACCCAGAACCACACACAACCACAGUCCUUCCAACUACAACCACCACCAGCAAACCACCCAAGCAUUCAAGGCGGAAAGGCCGGCGCAGGAAGGGCAAACCCAGGACAGAGAGUGCACCUCAACCUCAGAAUGGAGUGGUGAGGCUGGUCGGGGACGAGCAGGGCCGAAACGACCGUGGCCGGGUAGAGAUCUAUGCUAACGGGGAGUGGGGUACAGUGUGCGAUGACCUAUGGACCACCAAGAAUGCGGCGGUGGUUUGUCAACAGCUAGGCUUCCGGUAUGCUCUGAAGGCAGCCAAGCACUCAGAGUUUGGUGAGGGGAAAAAUCUGCGGAUUCUUCUUGAUGACGUCCAGUGUGAGGGUACCGAGGCCAGCCUGCUGGACUGCAAACACGCCGGCGUGGGGACACACAACUGUGCCCACUACGAAGAUGCCGGGGUGAUCUGCGGCAACUCGGACUACGUUAUAGAAGUCUAAAAGUUUGACUACUAUGAAGUCAGGGCUAAUUAUCAUUGAUUAAACCUGUUAUCCUUAUGUCUUCUAAUUCUGACCUGUUGCACUUACAAAGAGGUAAAUGUUGAAAAGAGAGACUCUAUAUUUUAUGUUUUCAGUAAAGACUUGAAUUUCUUUUUUUUUUUUUUUUUUUUUUUUUUUUUACUUUAAUUUGAGUGUAAAUUCUUUAAAUGCAAAACUUUGGUUCCUUAACGUGGUGUUGUAGUAACAAAUAACAGACAAUAGCAUUCCAGAACUCAGUGUCACAUUUCCUCAUGAUUGUGUUGAAUGUUAACAUACCCACGCGAUGAAUGUAUGAAUGUGUAUCAUGAUCAUUUUAAGAAAAAGAUGCUGAGUCGACCAUUUCAAUAAAUUUUUAUAAUACUAGGGUCGGCUUACUUUCUCCUACACUGGUG